Molecule: messenger RNA, 1293 nt
Organism: Dermatophagoides pteronyssinus (European house dust mite)
Lineage: Eukaryota; Metazoa; Arthropoda; Arachnida; Sarcoptiformes; Pyroglyphidae
Source: RefSeq, a predicted model, not a curated record
AUGUCGCUAAUACGUUGGUUUGCAUUGGAAUCGAUACCGUAUAAAAAUCUAGAUCAUUUCGGCAAUUAUCUACGACAAACAAGACAAAUUUAUCAAUGUAGAAAAAUUAAUCAAUCAUGUGAAGCAUCUUUAUUGAUCAAUAAAUUAAUCUGGUUUCAAAUUCUACAAUUAAUACGUUAUGGAUUUCUUUAUGUAUGGCCAUUAUCCGAAGAAUAUCGUAUCAUUAUGUUUGAUAUAUUUCAUUUUUAUAAUAUGAGUAGUACAAUGAAUUUAUUGGCAAUUUUCUUAACAAUAUUGGGUAUUUAUCUUCUUAUAAAACUUUAUUAUCAAUUACCACCAAGAUUUUCAUUAUUAAUUGAUCGUAUUGUAUUCAAACGUGAUUAUCGUUUCUUUAUAAAUAAAAAUCAUAAACAAAACAAAAAUGUUUGUGAUUAUAUUCGUGGUAAAUUAUUGGAAUCAAUAAUACAAAAUCAAUUGUUUGUCUUUUUUUUAGAUCUAUUUGUACUAUAUUCACUUUAUAUGGGUAUUCAAUUUGUUACUUCAUUCGAACAUGAUUAUUUUCUAAUUAUCGAUCAUAAUUCAAUAUCAUCAUCAACAACAUCAGUAAUGUUAACCAUGGCUAAAUAUUUACAGGCUGCCCUAAAAAUAAUCAUAUUAUUUACCAAUAUAAUCGUAUUUGGUUGUGCAAAUUUUAUGAUGGCACAUUGUUAUAUGCUUCUGAUUUAUUUGUUUAUAUUUAUGGCCACUACAUUUUUCCUAAAAUUAGAUCAAGUUAAUAUGAUUUUAGAUAAGGAUAAAUUUUUAGCUUUAAAACAUCAAAAUAUUCUAAAUAAUCGACGAACAUUAUCACGUUUUCUUUAUUUACAUGGUAAAACAUUAGAUCAUAUUAAUCAUAUUAGUAAUUUUCAAUCCGAUCUAUUUACUAGUUAUAUAAUUGCAAAUUUACCAAUGAAUUUAUUAUUAAUUAUAACAACAUUUUUUCUACGUAAAAGUGAAGAAAUUGUAGCAAAAGGUUUAUAUUUUUUCUGUACACUUGUUAUUAUUCAACACUUUAUUGGAUUUUUUUUUGUUCAUCUAAUUUGUUCAAUUUUUACUGUACGAAUACAUAAAUGUUCAUUACCAUUAAUAUAUUGGUUUGUACAUAGUAAAUUUGCAUCAACAAGAUUACGAUUACGUUUAUGUUAUUAUAUUGAACGUAUGCAUAAUAAUAAACGUAUUGGAUUAACAUUAGGUGGUACACAUGUUAUUAGUAUUCGUUUCUUUAUUCAGGUAAAUUUAAUUAAUUGUUUUUAA